AUGCCGGCUUACCACUCUUCUCUCAUGGACCCCGACACCAAGCUCAUUGGCAACAUGGCGCUGCUGCCCAUCAGAAGUCAGUUCAAAGGACCCGCCCCGAGAGAGACAAAAGACACAGAUAUUGUGGAUGAAGCCCUCUAUUACUUCAAGGCCAAUGUCUUCUUCAAAAACUAUGAAAUUAAGAAUGAAGCUGAUAGAACCUUGAUAUACAUCACUCUCUACAUUUCUGAGUGUCUAAAGAAACUCCAAAAGUGCAAUUCCAAAAGCCAAGGUGAGAAAGAAAUGUACACACUGGGAAUCACUAAUUUUCCCAUUCCUGGAGAGCCUGGAUUUCCGCUUAACGCCAUCUAUGCCAAACCUGCAAACAAACAGGAAGACGAAGUGAUGAGAGCCUAUUUGCAGCAGCUAAGGCAAGAGACUGGACUGAGACUUUGCGAGAAAGUUUUUGACCCUCAGAAUGAUAAACCCAGCAAGUGGUGGACUUGCUUUGUGAAGAGACAGUUCAUGAACAAGAGUCUUUCAGGACCUGGACAGUAA
Messenger RNA from Pipistrellus nathusii (Nathusius's pipistrelle), 537 nucleotides. NCBI's taxonomy places the organism in Eukaryota, Metazoa, Chordata, Mammalia, Chiroptera, Vespertilionidae. The record is from the annotation of a GenBank genome assembly.